UUGAUUUUUUAAUAAAUUAAUCUUUUACUUAGUAAUUCAAUUACCCAUCUUCUGAAAUUGAUUUCUUAUCAAGGAUUUGGAAUAUCAGCACCAAUUCUAGAAGCAAUUCCUACUCACCCUCUCACCACAUUACUACUAAGGAACUAGACAAGAUAAAGGAAUCUCCCUGUAAACCUAUCAAAGUUACAAAUAUGACAAUCGAUACCAUGGAACCGAUGGAACCCGAAACGCAGAUGUCGGUAGUUGACGCCGGAGUCCCUAAUAGCAUGAUUCCCAAAAAGAAAGGUGGAGCUAAGGCUGCAACCAAAAAAGCAGGGCCUAAAUCGAAGACUCUCAUGACCGGUGGUAGAUCGCUCAAACCGUCACCAGUCGCUGCCUCCAGCCAAUCUUCGAAUCCCAAUACGAUAGUUUCUUCGGGUCACAAAACAACUCCCGCCAAAAAGGUAGUCAAAAAGACAAAGUCCGACAAUUUGAAUCACCCGACUUGGGGCGAGAUGAUUUGCGCCGCUAUUUCUACCCUCAAGGAUAGGACCGGAUCUUCUAGACAAGCCAUAGUCAAGUACAUCAAAGCUAAUUACCAGGUGGGAGACGAUGCCAAGUAUAUCAACAAACACAUCAAAAUGGCGCUCAGGAAGAUCACCAACGACGGCAAAAUCAAACAGUCUAAAGGCACCGGUGCCUCUGGUUCCUUCAAAUUGGGCGAAAAUGUCAAGCCCGUCAAAUCCUCCGACAAAAAACCCAAAACUCUUUCCACGACACCCGCCAAAUCCUCCAACACCAAGAGGAUAAAGAAGCCGAAAAUGUCUGGAACUCCCAAAAAGCCCGUAGCCAAGACCGCGGUCAAAACGGCGACAGCCACGACCAUUAAACCGAAGAUGACAGGAGCGGAGAAGAAGAAAUCAAUUUUGAAGAAAAGCAAAUCUCCUGCCGCCACAAAGAAAGUUACCGCUACCACGAUCAAACCGGUCGAGACCAAGAAAACGGGCAAAAAGACUCAUGGCACAAAAUCCCCCAAGAAGAUGAUCAAAGGCAGCAAAUGAAUCAUGAAUCUAUAAAUAUAAAUCAUUACUUUAGAAAAAUAACUAUUUAUUGUCAAAUAUUUGUACAUAAUAAAUAAUGGUAGAUUUUUUUUAUAUAUAUUUAUUUACGUAUGAUUAUAUUUUAUUUAUAUUUUUUGUAAAUAUUCGAUAAAUAAAAUAUGGAAGUAGUAA
This is a messenger RNA of Gordionus sp. m RMFG-2023, 1211 nucleotides long. RefSeq names its product histone H1-delta-like. Gene Ontology annotation, biological process: negative regulation of DNA recombination; nucleosome assembly; chromosome condensation. Gene Ontology annotation, molecular function: structural constituent of chromatin; double-stranded DNA binding; nucleosomal DNA binding. The transcript is spliced from 2 exons. NCBI's taxonomy places the organism in Eukaryota, Metazoa, Nematomorpha, Gordioida, Chordodea, Parachordodidae. The record is from RefSeq and is a predicted model, not a curated record. Gene Ontology annotation, cellular component: nucleosome; nucleus. Bases 192 to 1040 code for a protein of 282 amino acids.